Messenger RNA from Drosophila ficusphila, 3228 nucleotides. Its product is annotated as coiled-coil domain-containing protein 102A. The record is from RefSeq and is a predicted model, not a curated record. Bases 161 to 2278 code for a protein of 705 amino acids. The transcript has 9 exons. NCBI's taxonomy places the organism in Eukaryota, Metazoa, Arthropoda, Insecta, Diptera, Drosophilidae.
UGACGUUCGCGGGCGAAUGGCAUUGCAAUUUAUUUUCUGUAUUCAGUUUCAGCUUUGUCACAUAAAAACUGCAAAAAUACGCCCACAAUGCAGCAGAUUAGCUAGGCAGCUGUGACGGAAGAAGAAGUACAAUCAGAACUCAAGAAAAGACACCAGCGAAAUGUCGCAGGCCGCAUCCACAACGCAGAGUGCAGCCGCUGCACCGGUGGGCGGCAGCAGACGCCCUAAUGAAGUGGGCGGCGUGGGCGUCAUUGGGACCACCAUGUCGGCCAGAUAUGGAGAAACGGAAUGGGAGGCAAGAGAGUCUCAAAGGCAAAGAGAACUGCAUGAAGCUCGAGCCAGGGCGGCGCAAAUGGAGAAGACCAUGAAAUGGUGGUCCGAUUGCACUGCCAACUGGCGAGAGAAGUGGAGUAAGGUCCGCAACGAGCGGAACAAAGCCAGAGAGGAGUCGAAGCAGUUAAGCCUCAAACUGGACGGCGCUAUGAAGGAGGCCCACUCCCUGAAGCGGGAGAAGAACGAUCUCGAGCUGCAGAUCACGCAGCUGAAGAAGGAGAUGGAAAAGGUGCACUCGCUGAUGAUGAAGCAUGCUGGCCAGUUCCAUCGCGCCGACACCAGCGAGGAUGCGGAGGCCAACGGACGGGAUGCCAACUGCUCGCCGGACAUCUCUUCGGAUGGAUUGAAGAACGUUAACAGCGAGGAUGGCCUGGUGACUAAAUUACCCAACGACGUCAAGGAUCUGGACAUCGAGGAGUUUGCCCUGAAAGGAGCCAUGCCGAAGCAUCUGACCGAGUUAGAUGAAGCGGCGGCUGCCGAGGAGAAGCGUUUAAUCCAGCAGCUGUCGAAGGAUGACUUUGACGAGGACUACUUGAUGCAGAAAAUAUCCAUGCUGCAGUUGCGCUUGGACGAGGCACAGAAAACCCUACAAGCAGAAAGAGAUGAGAAGCUGGAGCUGCACAAGAGCAUCGAAAAGUUGACACUGGAGAUUCAGGAUGUGCGUGGGCGCCAGGAGGAGAUGCGCUCGGCCAAACAGGAGGCAGUGCGCGAACUACUUACUCUUCAAGAGCAACAUCGUGCUGAGAUGCGUAUCGUUAACAACUCGCUGCAGGAGGAGAUUGCCGCUCGUGAGAAUCUCGAGCGUCGCCUUACUGAACUUCGCACUGAGUUGGAACACCUUCAGGCGGAGAACGCCUCCGAAUGGGGCAAGCGUGAGCGGCUCGAGUCGGAGAAGUUGGCCAUGGAGCGGGACAACAAGAAAUUGCGCGCAGAACUGCGGGACUACCAAGAACGAUCCGACCGCAAGUGCCGACCCAUGCAGGCUAACGACGUGGAGGUGCGAGCACUGCAGCAGGAGCUCUCCGAGCGCAACAAGGAGAUCAGCGAGGUGAAGAUGUCGCACGCCAAGCUGAAGAAGCUGCUGGCCGAAACGAACACGGAGUUGGGACACGCCGUGCGCCGAGCGGAGCAGUACGAAGCGGAGGUUAAGCGGCUUCGACAGCGAGUGGAGGAGUUAAAGCGGGAGCUAGCUGGCGCCGAGGACGAACUGGAUUCGGCCGUGAACCAAGUGCGCCGAUUGCAGCGCUCCAAUGAUGAACUCGUGGGUCAGACGGAGGGCCUCCAGGUGCAGAUACAGCACCUUCAGAACAGACGAGCCCCGAGUCCGCAGAUGCGGGCAAUGGGCGGGGUGCAGCUGAGGAACAAGAUCGCCGUGGAGCUGCCCAACGAUUGUCUGCCGAACAUCAACGAUCUGCGCCAGAUCUUCGAUGACUCGCAGGCGUGCUUGAGGAGCUCCCACAACGGCAGCGAUGCAGCUGUCCAUCACGCGGCUUCUGUCAAGAGAUCUAGUCACACGGAGCGCACGCUCCUGCAGCAGCAGCAGAGCAGUGCUGCGGCAUCUGCAGCAGCGGCGGCAGCAGCAGCAGCUGCCUUCUACGAUGCCAAGCCCACGCAUCUCGAGGAGAACAUAUUCGAGUCCAAGUCGAGGAACUUGGAGUUCGAGCGGGCCAAGCAGAAGUUCGACAACCCACACGGCCAGCACCAUCAUCACCACCAGAGGCAGCGCUCCGGAAACGGACGGUACGGGAGCGCAGGAAGCAGUGCCAGUCGGGCGAAUCUCGCCCUGCCGUUGAAGGGAACCACCAACGGAGGCAGCAGCUCCACUUCCAGCAAGGACGAGCUCAACCGACAGCUGUAUGAGAAGGAGCAAUCGGCAGGCGCAGGCUAUGCCAGGAACAGCAUUAAUCUAGAUGGUCUUAAAGUGUCCGACGAUGAGACUCCGUAGCUAUGGUUCGACAAGCUUGCUUCUGGACGAUGAGACCGAGGGUAACAGCGAUUAAGAUAAAAACCAAGACAUUCGAGGGACAGCGAUGGUAUUAAUCAUUUAGUAUUAACUUUAAUGUUGGUGGAGCCUCAGUCCCAAAUGUUACUCACGUUCCUAGUUUAUAUUUGGGACUCUUACCGACUCUUUCCUUAGUUAUUGCAUAAGUAAGUAAAAAGGAAAGCAAAUUUAUAAUACGUAAUUCGAAGUUUUUAAACAACGUAUUAAACAUUUUUUUUUACAAAUACUUAUGUGUAAGCUAAGAUAUGUUUUGUCGACUAAUUCCCAUCAUCAGAUCAUUAGUAAGUUAUGUUUAUAGUCACACUAUAACUUUUUAUCUUCAAUAUUAUUCCAUACAUUUUAAGGAUAACUUCUUAAGCUGCUCUUGCUGGCCAUAUUUCUAUGAGCUUAACUCGCAAACAUACGGUUGUAAGGAUCAGACAUCCUUUGCACGCCAUCAUCCCCAUCAUAAAACCUUGCCUUGAUAAAAAAGAAACAGACUUUAUAACAAAUAUACCGACAUAUAUACGUAUUGAAUCAUAAUACAGGUUACAUUUUUCAGAAUACAUAUUUAGUGCCAGAAAUCUAACGAAAUUUCUCGAGAUUUGCCAGAGCAUGAUCAAUUUGCUGCUACUAAUCCUUAUUAAUUUACUUUUAGAGAUUCUAGCGGUUGCCUAGUCCGAAACUCUUUUAUUUUUCAAAAGUUUAUCGAUUUUCAGCGGCAUAGUGGAUCUUAUACAAAAUUAAUAUAUAUAUAUUAAAGGAUUGAACUUCGAAAUAUUUACCUUAAAUAUAUAGCAAUACUAGUACUUUAGUUAUUGACUAACGACAAUUUAUUAUUAACUAUUAAAAGUAUAUAAAAUACAAAUGAUAUGCCAAUAAAGGUAGCAUGUUACAAGAUAAACAACCACCAA